Messenger RNA from Pseudovirgaria hyperparasitica, 3228 nucleotides. RefSeq lists its product as uncharacterized. Lineage: Eukaryota; Fungi; Ascomycota; Dothideomycetes; Acrospermales; Acrospermaceae. The record is from RefSeq and is a predicted model, not a curated record. Gene Ontology annotation, biological process: thiamine biosynthetic process; rRNA processing. The transcript has 18 exons. Bases 1 to 3228 code for a protein of 1075 amino acids. Gene Ontology annotation, cellular component: ribonucleoprotein complex; nucleus; cytoplasm. Gene Ontology annotation, molecular function: RNA binding; RNA helicase activity; ATP binding.
AUGUUCAAUAUGGCAAACGAUAGAAGAAUCCUAGUGAUAGCAGGCAGCGAUAGCUCUGGAGGGGCUGGCCUUGAAGCCGACCAAAAAGUCAUCGCUGCUCAUGGGUGCUAUGCCAUGACAGCUACCACGGCACUGACAGCACAGAAUACUAUUAAAGUCUUCGAUGUUCAUGUGACUCCUUCAGAAUUUGUAAGAAAGCAAAUUGAUGCUUGCAUCGAUGAUAUAGGUGUCGACGUUGUCAAAACUGGCAUGCUUGCUUCAUUGGAGACUGUGGAAAUAGUUGUAGACGCAUUGCGUUCACAUAAAGUACCAUGUUUAGUAGUCGAUCCCGUCAUGGUCUCGACGACAGGUUGCAAAUUAUUACCUGAUGACGCUAUACAGGCUCUCAGAGAGCAACUCCUGCCAAUGGCAACAAUAUUGACCCCAAAUAUGCCUGAGGCAAAGCUGAUCUUACAGGAUGCCGGAGAGAUUAUCUCCGAUCCAGAGAAAGUGGACGACAUCAUAGAGCUGGCAAGAAGGCUGCAAAAACUUGGCCCGCAAUACGUUCUUUUAAAGGGAGGACACCUUCCACUCUCUCGAGACGGUAUCGUAUCAAAUGUUCCUGCCGAAAGACACGUGAUUCUCAACGUAUUGUGUAGCGGCGAUGAGCUUGUGCUGCUCGAAUCCGAGCACUUAGAGUCAAACAACACACAUGGAACAGGAUGUUCGUUAGCAUCUGCGAUCGCAUCAAACUUGGCAAUUGGUAUGACCAUGGUCGAAUCUGUAAAGGCCGCGAACCUGUUCGUGGAAGCAGGCAUAAAGACGAGUGUAGAUAGGGGAAGAGGAAGUGGCCCGAUCAAUCACUUUCAUUCGACUUACUUCCUCCCAUUCUCACCGGGACGCUUCGUUGACUAUGUCGUAACACACAAGGAUGUCAAGAGGAACUGGACCGCACAUACCGAGCAUGAAUUCGUGAAGAGACUGGCAAGGGGUACUCUAUCGAUCGACAGCUUUAGGCACUACCUGAUACAGGACUAUCUCUUCUUAUUACACUUUUCCAGAGCACAUGCACUGGCGGCCUACAAGAUGAAGAAGCUUGAAGACAUAAGCCGAGUGAGACAUCUUGACCUAUCGGCGGCGAUCGUGAACCAUUUUCAAGAGGAAAUAAAGCUACAUCUAAGGUACUGCAAGGAGCUCGGUAUUUCUGUGGAAGAGAUAGAAAAGCACACAGAGAGUAUAGCGUGCACUGCAUAUACACGAUACCUGCUCGACAUCGGUCAGUCAGAAGACUGGUUCGCUCUCCAGGUAGCAUUGCUGCCGUGUUUGCUAGGUUACUCAGCUAUUGCCAAGAGAUGGUACAACGAUUCGAGUACAUUGCGAGAAGGAAACAGAUAUUGGCCAUGGUUUGAGAUGUACAAUGGCGAUGAUUACAAUACGGCAGUAGAUUCUGGACGCGCCAUGAUCGAGAAGCAUGCAGUCAAGCAAUCAGUCAGUAGAGUGGACGAACUUGUAAAGAUUUUUAUCCACUCAAUCAAGAUGGAAAUUGGAUUUUGGGAAAUGAGUCUGAAUAUCUACGGCGGCAGCGGAGGCGGAUACCGUGGCGGCAGCGGUGGAGGAUACAGCAACGGACACUCGAACGGGUAUGAAGACUUUAGCACAAAUUACACAGCCCACAGCUACUACGGUCACUCCGCCAGUGGAUACGGCGGUAGCAACGGUUACUCGAAUGGCGGAGGCUAUGGUGGUGGAGGAUAUGGCGGCGGAGGUGGAUAUGGCGGUGGAGCCGGCGGAGACCGCAUGUCUAACCUCGGAGCUGGUCUGCAAAAACAGAACUGGGACAUGGACAGCCUCCCUAAGUUCGAAAAGUCAUUCUACAAAGAGGACCCAGCCGUAGCCGAACGUUCACCAGCCGAAGUCGAAAGAUUUCGGAAAGAGUCUCAAAUGACCAUCGCAGGAAAGAAUGUUCCAAAACCGGUCACAACUUUUGAUGAAGCUGGUUUCCCAACAUAUGUCAUGUCUGAAGUGAAGGCCCAAGGGUUUGCGAAACCGACGGCCAUUCAAUCUCAGGGCUGGCCGAUGGCGCUUUCAGGUCGUGAUGUUGUUGGUAUCGCGGAGACCGGAUCUGGAAAGACCCUCACAUACUGUCUCCCAGCUAUUGUCCACAUCAAUGCCCAACCGCUACUCGCACCAGGAGACGGACCAAUUGUUCUGAUUCUCGCUCCUACGCGUGAACUGGCCGUACAGAUCCAGCAAGAAAUCAACAAGUUCGGCAAGUCGUCUCGUAUCAGAAAUACUUGCGUUUAUGGUGGAGUGCCGAAAGGUCAACAGAUUCGUGACCUCGCGCGAGGUGUCGAGGUUUGCAUCGCCACGCCAGGCCGUUUGAUUGAUAUGCUGGAGUCCGGAAAGACUAACCUUCGCCGCGUCACUUACUUAGUCCUCGAUGAAGCCGAUCGCAUGUUGGACAUGGGAUUUGAGCCUCAAAUCCGUAAAAUCAUUGGCCAGAUCAGACCUGAUCGUCAAACUUGUAUGUGGUCGGCCACAUGGCCUAAGGAAGUUCGUCAACUUGCCUCAGACUUCCAGACCGAUUUCAUUCAGGUCAAUAUCGGCUCUAUGGAAUUGUCUGCCAACCAUCGCAUUACCCAGAUUGUUGAAGUCAUGAGCAACUAUGAUAAGCGUGAGCGCAUGUCAAAGCACCUUGAGCGUAUCAUGGACGAUAAGUCGAGCAAGGUCCUGGUGUUUACAGGCACGAAGAAGAUCGCUGACGAAAUUACCAAAUUCUUGCGACAAGAUGGCUGGCCCGCCCUAUCCAUCCAUGGAGACAAACAGCAAAACGAACGUGACUGGGUUCUGAACGAAUUCAAGACAGGCAAAAGCCCUAUCAUGGUGGCCACAGACGUGGCAUCCCGUGGCAUUGACGUCAAGGAUAUCACCCACGUACUGAACUAUGACUACCCGAACAACUCGGAAGACUACGUUCACCGAAUUGGACGUACUGGUCGCGCCGGUGCUAAGGGAACCGCCAUUACCUUCUUUACUACUGAUAACGCGAAGCAGGCUCGAGAUCUCGUCACCAUCCUCUCUGAGGCCAAACAGCAAAUCGAUCCUCGAUUGUCAGAAAUGGUCCGCUAUGGUGGCGGCGGCGGCGGCGGUGGACGGUGGAGAGGAGGUGGUGGACACCGCGGUGGACGAGGCGGUGAGGCAGGUCUAACUGGCGCUAACAAUGCACCUCUGUCUCGCAGCCGAUGGUAG